AUGAUAUAUAAAUAUCAAGCAAAACAUAUAUUCUUGGUUGACACAAAAGUAUGCAUAUAUUCUUUGUUUGAUACUUGCUACCAACUUGUUCCUUUCUUCUACAACAAGAGAUCCUUUUCUUUGCUUCCUUCCCUAUAGAACUAAUGCUUUUCUCAUUGCCCAUAUAUAUUAAGAGCAUACACCUCUCACACUACUUUUGUUCUUGUUCUAAUUUCUCCCACAAUUAUCUCAACUUCCGUCAUUUUAUAAUUUUUCAUUGGCCUUCUCCAUCUCAGUUUCUUUGAAAGAUGGCUGACCAAAUCCCUUUCAGCAUUGUUGAGAAAAUCUUGACUAAGUUAGGCUCCUUGGCUGUCCAGGAAAUUGAACUGGCUUGUGGUGUUAGAGAGGAGCUAAAAAAACUUGGGGACACAUUGACCACCAUCAAAGUUGUGCUUCUGGAUGCUGAGGAGCGACAUGACAGGGAGCAUGCAGUGGAGAAUUGGGUGAGGAGGUUCAAAGAUGUCAUCUAUGAUGCGGACGACUUGUUGGAUGACUUUGCAACCUAUGACUUGAGGCGAGGAGGAAUGGCAAGACAGAAGCUUGGAAUCCCUGCAACUGCCUUCGUGUCCUUCUCUUUCUCAAUUAUGGAUUGUUGCUUGGAAUCCUUGCAACUGCCUUCUUUACCUUGUCUUGAGGAACUAAACCUGGGUAGAGUCUUUGAGGAGAUACUGUGACAGAUAAUUUGAGUAGAAGUUAGAAAUUGCUAACUGCGGGCAGCUCAACUUGUCAGAUAAAGAGGAUGAUGAUGGUGGCUUGCAAUUUCAAGGCCUUAGAAGCUUGCG
Vitis riparia (riverbank grape) is the source of this 821-nucleotide messenger RNA. Its product is annotated as disease resistance protein Pik-2-like. The record is from RefSeq and is a predicted model, not a curated record. The coding region runs from base 288 to 713 and encodes 141 amino acids. NCBI's taxonomy places the organism in Eukaryota, Viridiplantae, Streptophyta, Magnoliopsida, Vitales, Vitaceae. The transcript is spliced from 3 exons.